AUAUGUAUUUUGAUCCUAACAAUGAAAUGCUUGCAUUAGAAUUAAAUAAGUGCAAUACGUGGGAAGAGAAAUUAGAAUUAGUUUCUGUUCGCUUUCUCAAGGAUAUCACUAAAUUAACUAUUGAAAAUCAGAAACUUUUAUGUUCAACGAUUUACGAUCAUAUAAUCGCUAUACAAGAUUAUAAUAUAGCAUCAUUGCCACGUCUUAAAUCAUCUAUAACCUUAUUAAAACCCACACUUGCUCCUAUUACUGUUACUGAAGAAGAUUAUGGUCUACAUAAGAUUACCGAACGUACAGUACAAAUACAUUAUGUGGAAGGUACUCAUAUCACAAUGAUGGACAAUGACGAAGUAGUAUCACUUAUUAACGAAGCAUUGUAAAUUAUAAAAAUAUAAAUAAGAAGAGAAAAUUGUGCGUUUUCUCUACAAUGAUUCUAUUCCAACAAUGAAAGGAAAUAAAGAUAAAUCUGAAAUCAAUAACAAACAAUAAUAUUGCUAUUUGAAUGUCUCCAUUCCAUAUGUUAUGAUUUAGCUAAUUUUAUCAUUUAAUUUGCA
This is a messenger RNA of Camponotus floridanus (Florida carpenter ant), 554 nucleotides long. RefSeq lists its product as uncharacterized. The coding region runs from base 3 to 380 and encodes 125 amino acids. The transcript has 3 exons. The record is from RefSeq and is a predicted model, not a curated record. Lineage: Eukaryota; Metazoa; Arthropoda; Insecta; Hymenoptera; Formicidae.